Molecule: messenger RNA, 840 nt
Organism: Aspergillus heteromorphus CBS 117.55
Lineage: Eukaryota; Fungi; Ascomycota; Eurotiomycetes; Eurotiales; Aspergillaceae
Exons: 3
Coding region: 1-840 (279 amino acids)
Source: RefSeq, a predicted model, not a curated record
AUGCGUUACAUCCCCCGACUCUUCGUCCUGUGUCUGCUGGUUCUCCUGGGCACAGUGACCACAGCGACACCAUGGCAGCCUCACGGUGAAGUGCUGCGGCGGGCGGAGAAAGACACCACCACCACCGCAGCAGAGAGUGCCACGACGGGCGCGGCCGCAACAACCGCCGCGACAGCGUCGAAGACCGACUCCAAGACCGACACCGCGUCCGCCACCGACUCGACCGGCACCGGCACCGGCACCGGCACGACGACCAAGAGCAGCACGACCGGCCAGACAACCAGCACCAGCGGCUCAACCGGGACCUCCAACACGACCUACACCGGCACGGGCGGGAUCUCGAUGCUGGACCCGAACGAGUACUCGACGACAUACUACAAGAUCGGCAACUACGUGACGUUCGAAUGGAACUACACGUCGCUGUCGGUGACGCCGUCGGGGGUCAACGUCGUGGCGUCGUGCAGUCUGAACAGCCACACCUACACCAUCUCCAGCAACAUGAGCGUCUCGCCCACCGGCAAGGUCGUCUGGGAUACGAAGAAGUACCAGGCCAACGCCACGGUCCCGCUGCUGACCGCCUCGUACACCCUGAUCAUCUGGGACGCGGCCAAGGGCAUCUCCGCGACGGCGAGUGCGGGCCAUCUCGCGGCUGCGAGUCACUCGUUCGCCAUGUAUGUCCCGCAGCCGUACACCCCGCUCAAUGGCUUCAUCUGCGCCACCUGCAGCUUCGCCCUCUCCGAAAUCGAGCGGCUAGGCCUCAAAUUCGCCUUUGGCAUGAUGGCCAUCACCAUCGCCUCGUUCACCUGGUUCGCCGGCGACUUUGGGGUGUUUGCCACGUAA